Messenger RNA from Ogataea philodendri, 1494 nucleotides. RefSeq lists its product as uncharacterized. The record is from RefSeq and is a predicted model, not a curated record. The transcript has a single exon. The coding region runs from base 1 to 1494 and encodes 497 amino acids. Lineage: Eukaryota; Fungi; Ascomycota; Pichiomycetes; Pichiales; Pichiaceae.
AUGAGCUCAAGCUCCCCCAGAUGCCCCAUCUACGAGGGAGACCAGCUACUACUAUCUUCAAGAGACAUCUACGAACAACUGUGCGAUAGACGGAUCCACGAGUUAUCCAACCAUAUUCAGGAAAUACGACUAAUCCUGAUUGUCGGGGUCAGCGCGGUGGUUUGUACAGUGUCUGUGAUUUUCAUCAGAUCUUGGUAUCUCAAAAACCCCGUCACUAAACACCUCUUUUCUCAAAAUUUUAUAACGCUGUACCAGAAACUGACUUGGAGUCUGAUUGACACAAAGAAACAUAUUGUCGGGUUGCUUAAAUCAUAUUCACAGGAAAAAGAAUUGACAUAUUACAACGACUCGGUGAUUGAUCAAUACUACGACGAUGAAGAUCUGCUUCUAAGCUAUUAUACAGAAGAAGUGUCAGGAGACUUGAUCAAACACGACCUGGAACCUUUAUCUGCAUUGACAGAUUCAUUGUUCGAUUCUGCACAAACCAUGUCGGUCCCCACGGAAGUUGAUGAAGUUCCCAUUGAUCCCGAGGAUGACCUUCGAGUCAUUGUUGAAAAGCCAGUUUUGAAUAAGUUGCAUGCAUAUAUAUUCGACCAGUCAGACUUCAAAGCUGCAAGCUAUUCAGCCACACAGACGUACUUACUAAAGGAGCCAAUCGAAUUAGAAGAAUACAUCUCCGUCUGUUACGGAGACUACACAGAGGAGGAGGAAUCCGAGGAAGAGGUUGACUUUUCCGAUCUCAAGCCGAACUUCGAUGUGCUCACUUUGGACUACCAUCUUUCGGAAUCGGAGUCCCGGAAAUACGAGGACAUCAACGUGCUUAGAAAGCUCAUGUCGCUGGAAGACAUUGGAGAAGCCAUCCAUUCCAAGGUGGUGGUGCACUCUUCGUUUAUUUGUUAUCUGAUCCAAACGACCCCAGAUGCUCAGUUUAAAAGACUCAUGUUCAACUUCGUCCGUGACCUCAUCACCUACGAGACAGAUAACACUCUGGAAAUGGACCAAUUUGCUCAACUUGUCAACUGUCUCUUUGAUGCUACCAGAGCUACCACUGAUAAAUAUGAGUACUGCUGCGGGAUCAAGACAUUGUACUCUACUUUGGGAGCCAUUGCCAUUGACGACUUCUCCGACUGUUUUGAUUACUGGUUUUUCAAGAACACGCCUAGUCUCGAGGUUGAGUUUGAGGUUUUGAAGCUGAUUCUUUUGAAAAACGUCUCCAAGCUUGCUUCCAGCUCCACGUUAUUUGAAGCAACCAGCCAGAAAAUCAAGCCCCUUCUGUUGGAGCUGCCACAGGAUCCCAAGGUGAUCGAGAUGAAACAAGUCUGGGACUUUGUGACUUGUUUUGUAGGGAAUGAGAACAUUGUGCAAGCCAAAACAUUGCUAGAAAAGCCUAUUGAGAAUAAACGGAAGAUCUCUGCUACACUUGAGCCCAACGCGAGUCAGACGAAAAAGUUCAAAGGCCUAAGAAGUUCCAACAGGAACGACUUGGAAUACUAA